This is a messenger RNA of Hyla sarda, 5150 nucleotides long. RefSeq names its product ring finger protein 17 (gene RNF17). The record is from RefSeq and is a predicted model, not a curated record. NCBI's taxonomy places the organism in Eukaryota, Metazoa, Chordata, Amphibia, Anura, Hylidae. Bases 108 to 4988 code for a protein of 1626 amino acids. The transcript is spliced from 40 exons.
CUAGCUUCUAAAAGGAAGGGGGAGGGGCCUAGGUAGGUGCCGCCCUUGAUCACGUGGCGGGCUGCGGAGCGGCUUGUAGCGCGCGAAAGAGGACGGAGACUCUAAAAAUGGCGGACGGCGAGUGGAAGUGCGAUAGCUGUCAUCACUCCGCGGGUGACUGCUUAGAGAAGUUACCAUGUGGACAUUGUGUGUGUGGAGUAUGCUCCUGUAGGAUGGAAUCAUUGACCAUCAUGUGUCCUGUGUGUGAGGGGUGUGAACCAGAAGAAUGUGAAAUCGUAAUCUGUUCUGAAGACCUCUCCAUCCAAAGUCAAAUCCCUGUCCAGCUUUUGGCAAAUGAAGACUCCAAUAUGUCAAUGGAUGAUAACAGUGGAUCAAAGAUGAAACAAGCAGCAAAUGAGAACAGUGUUAUACAUGCGAUGGAUACUGGAAAUGACAAUCCUGGUGAUUGCGAGGAUAAUCUUUGUCACAAUAUUGAUGAGGCCUUGAUCAUUGCGAAUGACAAACUUCACCAUCUGAACUCCACUCUUCAGACUUUGAAAGAAAUGGACGCUAGAAAUAAGCAGCUGGAAAGGCGUGUAUCUCAUUCAGUUCAUGAGGCAUUUGGAAAAAUGUUGCUUGCUCUUAGGAAGAGGAAAUCUGACAUACUUUAUGAGUUAAAAGCAAUAAGUGAAAUAAAGGCUGUAGAGCUGCAGAAUGCUAUUAGGAACAUAGAGGAACAGAGAAAGUGUUUGGAGACUCGAGCUGCAUUUGCAGAAGGACUGAAAAUGUCUCCAUCACUGACAAUGUACUGUGAUCUAAAUCAACUUGUUACAGACCUGAAAAUGAGUUUUAAAAAUGAAGACACACUUGAUUCUCUGAAAGGUUCUUCUGAUAUAAGAUUUAAUAUAGACUGUAAUACAAUGCUGAAAACCAUUGACAGUCUGGGAACCAUCUGCAUUGCUAGCAAUCCAAAAAGCCAGGUCACAUUCAGUGUGAAAACAGCAUUCAAGGAAUCACAACAUUUAGAUGUCAAGUCGGAACACAAAAUCAUUCGGGAGCAUCUAAAAGAUUGCUCUAAAGCCUUGGAUUCCAAACAGUGUGAAUCUGAUUUUGGAUGUAUGGACAUAGAUGAACACAGUAUGGAGACAACCAGUCAGCUGGCUUCUGGAAAGGACCCCCAUAACGCUCAAGACCUAAAUCUGAUUUCACUAAACACUGAUGCAUCACCACAGUCCAUGAGUACCCCCGAUGUCAUCAUAGAAGAAAUUAUCGAGGAAGACCAACCUUGUAAGGCUGACUCCAGUGAGCCCCAAAAUGAUACCGCCCUUGACUGCACUAAAGAAAAAUCUUUUGGCGAAAGCUUCACAAGCCAUUCAGAAGAAUUCAGUCAUGGUAAGCCAAAGCGAUUCAAGAACAGUCAGAGGAUGACAGGCACCUGUGCUCCAUUUUGUCAAAAGAAAACCCCACAAGAACUUGUAUACCUAAGUCAUUGGCAAAAUCCCUGCAACUUUUAUGUCCGCUGUUUUUCCCAGAGAAGGAGGUUCAUACUGCUUGACCGGAUGCUAACUUCACUUAGUCGGACAUGCAGCCAGUGUUAUCCUACUGAUGUGUUGGAGCAAGGUGAAAUAAUUGCUUUCAAAAGUACUACACAAAGAAAAUGGUGCCGUGGAAAUAUAAUUCAGCUGAUUCCUCUGGAAAGUAAAUGCAUUCCAAAACCUUGUGGACCAACAAGAUAUAAAAUUGAAGAUAUCACACGGUUAUCACUCUUCUUACUUGACUAUGGAAGUUCUGAGACAUUUGUUGCUAAAAGGUUUGCAGGCAGCUAUUCCCUGAACAGUGACCCAGUGAUGGAUUGUGAAACAAAAGUUACUUCCCUGCAUACAAUCUUAUCAAAACUGAGUUCAGCUACAGAUGAAUGCAUACGGUUCAUGCCACCAUUUGCUGUCCAUUGCUCUUUAGAUAUUGUCCCACAAAGUCCAGAUGGCAUGUGGAAAAAGGAAAUCAAAGAUCAUGUUCUAAAAGUGAUUGGUAAUAAAUGUGUAUUAAUGAAAGUCCUUAGGGAAGAAAAUAGGAAACUGAUCGUUGACUUGAAGACUCCUUUUGAAAAUAAGAUCAGUAGUGACAUGCCCUUGUCUCUUCGUGAGGCCCUCGUGUUUUUGGAGUUGGCAAAGUUUCCCUCAAAUGGUUCUGGCAACACAGGGAUCAAUCAUUACAUUGAUCCAAUAUUACCCAAGAACAUGACCAAAACGACAGUCAUUGUUUGCCAUAUGAAUGAUCCAUCAGAUUUCUAUAUCCAGUUGGUGUGUGAAUCAAAUUUUCCUGUGACUAUGAACAAGAUGCAGGAAGUGUACAACAGCAAAGAGGCCGAUGACUUGCAUAUUUUGCACCCAGUGGUGGGACAACCUUGUGUUGCCAAAUAUGUGUGUAAUGAUGAAGAGCAGUGGUACAGAGCAGAAAUUAGAGCUUUAUGUAAUACUCAAGAAGCAGUCAUAAAGUAUGUGGACUUUGGCAAUUUUGACACAGUUAAUAUUGCAGCCUUAAGAAGUUUAAAGAAAGAAUUCAUGACAGAACCACUCAAGGCAAUUGGCUGCAGGCUUGCUUAUAUUCAGCCUCUUGAUGCUGGACCCUUUUGGACCCCCGAGGCUUGUCUACUGUUUGAGCAGCUGACUUACUGUAAACAUCUGAAUUGUACUUCAAUAGGUAUGCUUCUUGAGAACAAGCUAUCUGUUGAGCUUUUUGAUGUUAACCCAAGUUAUGUGAUGAGUAUUAACACCAUGCUUGUUGAGGAAAAAGUUGCAUCUUUUAUACAGUGCUCAUCAUAUUCUGCUGAACAUCUCCCACUGAAGGAAGUAUGGGAUCCAGUCCUAGAGCUAUCUCCUAACUCUAUGGAAAUGUGCUUGGAUAACAUUUCUCUGUUUGAACGAAAAGAGCUUGAUGUGUUUAUCAGCCAUGUUGUAUCUCCCAGCAAAAUCUACGUACAGUGGUUAACUACAGAGAACAUUCUUAAGAGUUUGCAAGCAGCCAUGUUUGAGCGGUAUGAGAACUCAAAACCAGAGGCUGUACAAUGGCAAGUCGAUAUGAAGGUAGCAGUUCAGCUCCAGUCUAAUAAUCAGUGGACGCGUGGGAAGGUUAUAAAUGUAAUAUCCGACAGUUUUGUUGAGGUAUUUUGUUACGAUUUUGGCACACAGGAAGUGAAAGAUGUCACCAACAUAAGGACAUUAGAUGAAAGCAUGAUGGUAUACGGUACCAUGUGUCUGGAGUGUUCGCUCAUGGAUAUAAAGCCUGCCGGAGGAAGUCAAAACUGGACCGCAACUGCCUGUGACUUUCUUUCCCAUUAUCUCAAAGGAGCCACAGUCACGAUGGUUAUUGAAGACGAUACAUCACAAUGGCCUUUACCGGUUAAAAUUUUAAGCAAAAAUGAAGCAAGCCAGCUGGUUGAUGUCUCUGAAUUCUUGGUGAAAAAGGGAUUAGCGCUGAGAGAUAAAAGGCCUGUGACAAGAAAGAACAAAACUAAUUCCGUGCUAGAAUCUAAAGACAUAAGUGCAGUUCUGCCUGUCAAAAGUUGUCUUCCAGAACCGGUUCCAGUGGAAGAGCUUACAAGUGAAUCAAAGCCAGAGUGCGAUAAGAAAGUAAAAAGUGAGCAAAAUGGCAUUACAGAACAUGAAGAGCCAGUGAUGGAGCCGAUUGUGGGGGAACCGUACCUGCCUCCUGUGCUGCCUGAUGAGAAGACAUUCCUGGCUAAAGUCCAUCAUGUUGGUGAUGAUGGAGCUAUAUAUGUUGUCCAGGAAUGUUUGGAAAAUGAGCUUAGUGUGCUUAUGGUUGAUAUCCAGAAUUCAUUUAAAUGCCUGGGUUUAAAGGCACCCUACUCUUGGAGGAAAGGUGAAGGCUGUCUUAUUAAGGGAUCCGACACCAUGUUAUACAGAGGAAAGGUUUUGGACAUACUCAGUGGAGAUAUGAUAACGGUACAGUACGAAGACUUCGGAUACACUGAAAAAAUCCCUAGAUGUCACCUAUGCCCAUCUGUGUUUAAUCCACAUAUUCCAGGCUUUAGUAUACCUUGCCAGCUGAAUGAUAUUCUCCCUGUUGGUGACCGCUGGCAACCAGAUGCAAUUCAGUUUCUUAAAGAACUUCUGUUGGAGAGAGUUGUCACCAUUCAUAUUGUGAAGCCUCCAAAUUCUUCUCACGGUAUUGCAUUUGUUCGUAUAUAUUGUGGGAGCGCUCCAGUCUCUGAUAUUUUGGAGCAAUACGCUUAUGGUAUUCCUAGAGGAUGUGAGAAGAGGGACAAAACUGAGACAUACAACAUUAAACAAAUUGAGAAAAUUUGGAACCUUGACUUCCAGGAAUUGCUAAACAGUGAUUUAGGCACACCUUUAUUGCCUAACUAUUCUUCAGAAUCUUUACCUCACCCAGGAGAACUCUUUAAGGUGGAAGUCACACACUUACAGACCCCCAAAGAUGUCUUCAUUCGUUUGAAGGAAAAAAGUAAUGGAGAUGAUGAUGGAGACUGUGAUCCUCUUAAAUCCACCCUUAAGAAAAUCAACUCUGAAGGGAAUGAGUUGCUAUACUUGACAGAUUUUAGAACAGCCAUGCCGUGUCUUGCUACUUACAGAGAUGGAUUGUUGCAUAGAGCAAAAUUACAAUCUAUUAAAAGUUAUGACCCUGUCACCUGUGUUGUGGAGUUUGUUGACUAUGGAAAUACAGCAGUACUGGAUGUCUACAGUUUAUUCCAACUCCCCCCUUCACUGAUUCAGUAUCCAGCAAAAGCUAUCAAAGUGAAACUGGCUGGAUUCAAGCCUCCAAAAAAUGAUUUCCAAGAUGUGAGAAUUCUGUACUGCCCAGAAUGGAGCAUAAAAGCACUGUAUGAUAUGAUGGACAUAGUGGAAAAAAAGACACUUACUGCUUCAUGUGUUACUGCUUUAGAAAAUACUGUGUUCUUGUAUGAUGAAAACAAUGAACUGGUUCACAAGCCAUUGGUUGCUAUGGGACUGGCAGAGUUAGAGGAGAUGUGAAUACUGACAGGUUACAAAGCUGUCUACUCAACAAACCUAUCAAAACAGAUGCUCCAUAAUCUAACGAAAAGUUUGAUUGAUUUUUUUUUUUUUUUGCAACAUGUAUAUAUAUGAAGAUUGUUGUAUAUUUUUUUGUUAAUGACCAUUAAAAGCAAAAAGUUC